Dichomitus squalens LYAD-421 SS1 is the source of this 219-nucleotide messenger RNA. Its product is annotated as copper chaperone taha. Gene Ontology annotation, biological process: copper ion transport. The record is from RefSeq and is a predicted model, not a curated record. Gene Ontology annotation, molecular function: metal ion binding; copper chaperone activity. Gene Ontology annotation, cellular component: cytosol. The transcript has 5 exons. Bases 1 to 219 code for a protein of 72 amino acids. Lineage: Eukaryota; Fungi; Basidiomycota; Agaricomycetes; Polyporales; Polyporaceae.
AUGUCUGAGCACACCUACAAGUUCAACGUGAAGAUGACCUGCAGCGGCUGCUCAGGUGCCGUUGAUCGCGUACUGAAGAAGACCGAAGGCGUGUCUUCGUACGACAUCAGCCUGGAGAAGCAGGAGGUCAUCGUGAAGGGGACGAUCCCGUACGACGACCUGCACGCGAAGAUCGCGAAGACGGGCAAGGAGGUCAUCUCCGGCACGACUGUCGAGUAA